AUGGAGAUCACUCCUUGGCUUGUUCUAUCCCUAGCAUUCCUAGCUUCUCUAGCCUUCUUCUCCGGAAUUUUCAUCGGACGGAGGCGCCGACAACUGAAGUUUCCGCCGGGUCCUAAACCAUGGCCGAUCAUCGGCAACCUUGAUCUCAUUGGUUCCCUCCCGCAUCAAUCGCUUCACAAACUAUCCCAAUGCUAUGGGCCAUUGAUGCACCUCAAAUUUGGUUCUUACCCUGUAGUUGUUGCAUCAUCGCCAGGGAUGGCUCAGCAGUUUCUAAAGCACCAUGAUCAAAUCUUUGCUUCUAGACCCCUAAAUGCAGCCGGCAAGUACACUACUUAUAACUACAGCAACACCCUGUGGGCUCCGAAUGGACCGCAGUGGCGCUGA
Molecule: messenger RNA, 384 nt
Organism: Hibiscus syriacus
Lineage: Eukaryota; Viridiplantae; Streptophyta; Magnoliopsida; Malvales; Malvaceae
Product: flavonoid 3'-monooxygenase-like
Exons: 1
Coding region: 1-384 (127 amino acids)
Molecular function (GO): monooxygenase activity; oxidoreductase activity, acting on paired donors, with incorporation or reduction of molecular oxygen; iron ion binding
Source: RefSeq, a predicted model, not a curated record